Messenger RNA from Coprinopsis cinerea okayama7#130, 1035 nucleotides. RefSeq lists its product as hypothetical. The coding region runs from base 1 to 1035 and encodes 344 amino acids. NCBI's taxonomy places the organism in Eukaryota, Fungi, Basidiomycota, Agaricomycetes, Agaricales, Psathyrellaceae. The transcript has 5 exons. The record is from RefSeq and is a predicted model, not a curated record.
AUGGCCACCACACCGCAGCAGGUCGAGCGAUACUCGUACGUCCUCGGGGCAGGAUACCAACUUGGUACCACGAUAGCGACAGCUUCGGUCGCUAUUCAGCUGUUCAUGGUUCUAUACGGCCUUUCUGUAUUCCUCGAGACGCCGCAGUCGUUGAAGAAGGGACGUCUUCCUUAUGUCGCAAUUAGCUUCCUCAUAUUGGUGAUGUCUGGUAUUCCAAUGGGAAUCGACACAUUUGGGUUCUUCGACUGCCUUUAUCGAGUUGGAGGUGGAAGACCCUUUUUGAGAUGCAUCGUUGAGACCCAGUACCUGUGGUACAACGUAUGCAGCACCGUUCUCACCCAAUUGCUCAUCAUAUUAGGUGACGGUAUCUUGUUCUAUCGUUGCUUUAUCAUUUGGGCCGACAAAAAGAUCGUGCUCGUACUACCUGGUCUCUUGUACCUGGCUUCCAUUGCGAUUACGCUGUGGAAGUUUAUCACUGUCAUUGGGAACACGGUGGAAGAUCCUUUCUGGCACGAGCGAAUGACCGGGACAGCGUUCCUCAUGCUUACCGUCGCUCUCAAUGUCGCCAACACGAGUUUGAUCGCAUACCGCCUCCUCCAUUCCUAUCGACAUAUCUCUUCCGCUCUUCCAGGACGAAGCAUGAAGCCUUACGAACGCGCCUUGAGCAUCCUCAUCGAGUCGGCCGUGCCGUUGACCAUAACUGGAUUGGGCUAUGCAAUCAACGAAGCAGUCAGACUAACUAUCGUACCGGCUUCAGCAGGGUCGACCACGGGGCGUCAGACUGAAAUAUUGACGAAGAUCGUCGGGGUGGCCAGCGUGUUCAGCCCACUAUACACCGCAUUCGCUGCGUUAUCCCCUCAGAUGAUUAUAUUCCGGGUGACAACCGGAAGGUCGUGGAUGCGACACGAGGAGACAACGGCUCCAAUUCAAUCGACGCCGGAAGGUCUUCGAUUUGACAAAGGUUCUUCAGCAAGCUACCUUGACGAGGAGGAGCUUCCUGGCGCCGCGGGCACUGGGGACAAGUCAGAGAACUAA